GUGUUAUUAAAUAAUUUGAUUUAUGAUUUUGAGACAACAAAUAUGAGUAAUAAAACUAUUAGCAAUGAAACUGAUGUGAAAACAACUACACCACCAUUAAUAGCAAAACAUAGUGAUUAUAGUGAAGACGAUCGACCAUAUAGUGAGCAAUCUAUACGCCAAAGACCACUGUCAUCGUUGAACGUUAUGAUCAAAAACAAAGGCUAUCAGUUGAAAGAAUUGAUGGGAAGAGGACAUUAUUCACUGGUCUACCGGUGCUUAUGGGAUCGGUCACCUAAAAUGGACAUUGCCUGCAAGUGUAUUGAUUUGGAUACUGUUGAUAAAGAGUGGAAAAGCAAAUGUUUGAAACAUGAAUUGAUUGUUAUAAGAAAACUAAAGCACAGACAUAUUGUCCGAAUGUAUGACAUACUGGAAACACCUAAUAUUGUAUUUAUAUUCAUGCAAUGGGGUGUCAACGGUAGUAUAAUGUCACUGAUGGCUAAUCAGAAAACAGCUUUUAAGGAAAAUCAGGCAAAACAAUGGUUUCAGGAGCUGACCAAUGGUUUGUCUUAUAUGCACCGCAAGAAUAUAGCGCACAGGGAUCUCAAACUCGACAACUUUUUGUUGGACGAUAAUUAUAUGGCAUUGUUAUCUGAUUUUGGUUUCUCCACAACCGCACCAAUUGGUCAAAGUCUUAUGCGUCAAACACAUUGCGGUUCACCGAUAUAUAUGGCACCAGAAGUGUUGACGGUCAACAAAACUGGCAAAUAUGACGCCAAGAUAGCCGACCUGUACUCUAUGGGUGUGUGUCUCUAUGAAAUGAUCACAUUUGACAAACCAUUUACUGAUGAUAUAUCCAUUGAGAAUCUCAUUAAAGAGAAAAUCAAACGUAACUAUCAAUACAAUGUUCAGAUAAACGACAAGUUGAGUACAGAUGUUAAAGAUAUUAUAUAUAAGCUCUUGGAUCCCAAUCCCAAGCAUAGGAUAAAAAUAAUUGAUAUUUUCAAUCACAAAGCUCUUGAAAAUAUUAUUUAG
This is a messenger RNA of Oppia nitens, 1014 nucleotides long. Its product is annotated as testis-specific serine/threonine-protein kinase 1-like. Gene Ontology annotation, molecular function: protein serine/threonine kinase activity; ATP binding. Lineage: Eukaryota; Metazoa; Arthropoda; Arachnida; Sarcoptiformes; Oppiidae. Bases 43 to 1014 code for a protein of 323 amino acids. Gene Ontology annotation, cellular component: cytoplasm; autophagosome. The record is from RefSeq and is a predicted model, not a curated record. Gene Ontology annotation, biological process: autophagosome organization; protein autophosphorylation; peptidyl-serine phosphorylation. The transcript has a single exon.